Molecule: messenger RNA, 1388 nt
Organism: Ceratina calcarata
Lineage: Eukaryota; Metazoa; Arthropoda; Insecta; Hymenoptera; Apidae
Exons: 4
Coding region: 234-1160 (308 amino acids)
Biological process (GO): sensory perception of taste
Cellular component (GO): membrane
Source: RefSeq, a predicted model, not a curated record
AAUAAUGAUAAAUAAUUGAAAAUAAAAUUUGUCAUGACAAUCUUAACAGAUUAGACUUCAAUUAUUAGACCGUAAUCGUUAUAAAGUACAUUAAUAAUGCAACCCAUAAUUAAUUAUUCAACCGUAGUUAACAUGCAACUAAAAAUAUUGACGGUUUUCAUACAAGCGAAGCCAGCGUAGUACAAAAUAUUACUUUAAUUGAAGCUAUUGUAUAAUCGCGAAAACGUGAGACCAUGAAAUUGUUUCAUCCUUUCAACGUUUACGACGAAUCAUGGUUAUUACUGGGUGUAAUUAAACUUUUAGGUUUAUAUCCCAUAAAAUUUUUUAGAACCAUGUAUACAGAUUACAUAUACGUGAUUAUAUUAUUGAUAUUGUAUGCGAAUCUUUAUUUAUGUCUAAGGAAUAACACCAGUGAUAUGAUUAACAUAUUUCUUCCUCUAAAUGAAACAUUCAUAGUUAGAGUAAUUCGAUUAUACACAAACUUGGUUUUGUUUCCCGUAAUGAUGAUUUCAAGUAUACGUCAAAGUUCAAAAAUAAAGGAAACAUUCGGACAAAUUGAUUUCAUUGACACGAACGUGAAAUUUUUAAAUACAGAAAUCGAUCAUGUUUUGCCUAUGAAAUAUGAUAUCGUUAUGAUUACUAGUACAGUGUUUGCGCAAAUAAUGUUUAACUUAGUGGAUUAUUAUGGACUAUUAGAUAAUGAUUCAAAUUAUAUGUACGUUUUGUGGUGGAUAUUCAAUCAAAUACCAGAUUUCGUCAAUGUUAUAAUAAUAUGUUCGUUUGUCGUGUUAAUGAGUAAAAUUAAAUUCAGAUUCCGACAAGUAAAGUUGAUAUUAGAUGUUAUUACUAAAGGACAGCGUUUUUAUUUUAUAUCCGAGACGACGGAUAUGAAUGAAGAUUUUAGAUAUAAACUUUUGAAGUGGCUCCAUUCUGAAUUACGCAGAAUAGUCUCAGUUCUGAACGAAGCGUAUGAAUUUCGUUUUAAAAUUCUAUUAUUCGCAUACAUUUCAUAUGUCUGUUUUCAUAUGUGCAUUCUAUAUAAAAAUUCUUACGAUCCGUAUUACGCGAUUGAUACUAUAAUAACAGUUUUAUGCGGCACAUUCGACUUAAUUAAACUCGUUUACUUAAUUCAUCUACACCGCAAUCUGACGUUAGAGUAAAUUCGAAGAAUAAAGACACGAAUGCAGUAGGAACAAAUAAUUGAAAUAUGGAGCACAGAACGAGAAUUACAAUCUUCUUGAAUUAAGCGCUUUUGUAUAUACCAACUGAUCAGCUUUAAAAUUACAGGACGCGUGUUCUCUCCAAUAGCUCUCAAUGUUUCACGUGUUAACAAGUAAUUAUUUAAUAUAUUCACUUGCUACGAUUAAUUACACAAUCCUGUUCUAAUA